ACCUAAUCUAGCUUGGCGGCUGGUCGGUUGCGCGCGCUGUAGCUGUCAGAUAGCGGAGCCAGAGAGAGCACACCCACACGGUGCAGCUUCGUGUGUAUCCACAUCAAACCCCGUCCGUCCCUCGGUGCCUCUUCACGGGCUUCUCACCGCUCCGACGGCCGGCCAGCUGCUGGGCGGAACCUGUGCGGUCCUGACGCAGCUGCUGCUUCGUUCAGCCCGAACUUGACGGCAAUUCUUUCGGAGUUCGAUCCGGGGAGAAGAAGAACCAGGAGACGAGAGAAAGACAAGAGAGGAGAGCCAUGGCCACGACAACCUGUACGCGAUUCACGGAUGAAUAUCAGCUGUACGAGGAGCUGGGGAAGGGAGCGUUUUCAGUGGUGCGCAGAUGUGUGAAGCUGUCAACAGGACAGGAGUAUGCUGCGAAAAUAAUCAACACCAAAAAGUUAUCUGCCAGAGAUCACCAGAAGCUGGAGCGAGAGGCUCGGAUUUGUCGCCUUUUGAAACACCCCAACAUCGUUCGUCUUCACGACAGUAUAUCAGAGGAGGGCUUCCACUACCUCCUGUUUGACUUGGUUACCGGAGGUGAACUGUUCGAGGACAUUGUAGCCAGAGAGUACUACAGCGAGGCCGACGCCAGUCAUUGCAUCCAGCAGAUCCUGGAGGCAGUGCUUCACUGCCAUCAAAUGGGCGUGGUGCACCGGGACCUGAAGCCUGAGAACCUGCUCCUCGCCAGCAAAUGUAAGAACGCUGCAGUGAAGCUCGCUGACUUUGGCCUGGCCAUUGAGGUGCAGGGGGAUCAACAGGCCUGGUUUGGGUUUGCUGGCACACCGGGGUACCUGUCCCCUGAGGUACUGAGAAAGGAGGCAUAUGGCAAACCUGUGGACAUCUGGGCCUGUGGGGUGAUUCUCUACAUCCUGCUGGUGGGUUACCCUCCUUUCUGGGACGAAGACCAGCACAAGCUGUACCAACAGAUCAAGGCUGGGGCUUAUGAUUUUCCAUCCCCAGAAUGGGACACGGUCACCCCCGAGGCGAAAAACCUGAUCAACCAGAUGCUGACGAUCAACCCAGCCAAGAGGAUCACUGCUCAGGAGGCCCUCAAGCACCCAUGGGUCUGCCAACGAUCCACAGUGGCGUCUAUGAUGCACAGACAGGAGACCGUGGAGUGUCUGAAGAAAUUCAAUGCCAGAAGGAAACUCAAGGGGGCCAUUCUUACUACUAUGCUGGUUUCUCGAAACUUCUCAGUGGGCAGCAGGCAGACCACCUCUCCAGCCUCUGUGACAGCGGCCGCGGCAGCAGUGGCUGCAGCCGCCGGCACCACCGCAGGGCUGGUGGAACAAGCCAAGACUCUGCUCAACAAAAAGGCAGACGUUAAGCCCCAGACAAACAGCACCAAAAACAGCAUAGUCACCAGCCCCAAAGGAAACAUCCCUUCACCUGCUCUGGAGCCUCAGACAACUGUCAUCCAUAAUCCGGUGGACGGGACAAAGGAAUCAUCGGACAGCAGCAACACCACCGUGGAGGACGAGGAUGUGAAAGCUGCUGCCAAGUUCUCUGACCUGCUGGGCUCGGUGCGCCGGGGUUCAGGGCCCGUUCCCGACGGAGAAGGGAGGUCCAGCACUCCACCUCCCACCGCCCUCUCUGCCCCCUCCCCUCAACACCCCCCUGUUGUCCCCAUGCAGAUGCGCAAACAAGAAAUCAUCAAGAUCACUGAACAGCUGAUAGAGGCCAUCAAUAAUGGAGACUUUGAUGCAUAUGCUAAGAUCUGUGAUCCUGGACUGACUUCCUUUGAACCGGAGGCGCUCGGAAACCUGGUUGAAGGGAUGGACUUCCACAGAUUCUACUUUGAAAACCUAUUGGCCAAGAACAACAAGCCCAUCCACACCACCAUCCUGAACCCUCACGUCCACCUGAUCGGGGAGGACGCCGCCUGCAUCGCCUACAUCCGCCUGAC
Austrofundulus limnaeus is the source of this 1951-nucleotide messenger RNA. RefSeq names its product calcium/calmodulin-dependent protein kinase (CaM kinase) II beta 1 (gene camk2b1). Lineage: Eukaryota; Metazoa; Chordata; Actinopteri; Cyprinodontiformes; Rivulidae. Gene Ontology annotation, molecular function: calmodulin binding; ATP binding; calcium/calmodulin-dependent protein kinase activity. Gene Ontology annotation, biological process: protein phosphorylation. The record is from RefSeq and is a predicted model, not a curated record.